Messenger RNA from Zea mays, 1458 nucleotides. RefSeq names its product NAD(P)-binding Rossmann-fold superfamily protein. The record is from RefSeq and is marked predicted. The coding region runs from base 212 to 1222 and encodes 336 amino acids. Lineage: Eukaryota; Viridiplantae; Streptophyta; Magnoliopsida; Poales; Poaceae. The transcript is spliced from 9 exons.
GGCCCCACCGGGCGGCAGACGCCUGGCUGGGCUGCGGCCAAGUGGCCACCUCCUCGCGUCCGGCCUGGCGUCCCCAUGCACGCCCGGCCUCGCCUUCCCUUCCCCGAUAUCUCUUCGUCUCGCCGCCGCCGCGCGCGCACUCUCGUGUGACGUGUCCCAGCAGUCCGUCCAGUCCCUGGCUUCUCUCCCCCUUGUUGUUCUUGGCUCCGCGAUGGCGGUGGGUUGCUUCAACCCCGUGCUCUCGCCGCUUGUUCCUUCGCCGCCGGGUAGGCGCGUCCGAGCGGCGCUGCGGUGCCGGUGGCAUCGUCACCCGCUGACCGCGGUCUCCCUCCGGCGGCUCCCGUGCGGCGCGGCAGCUGGUCGUGGCACGCGGCGGCUCGCGGCGGCGGCAGAGUCGCAGGCCGUGCAGGAGCAGCCGGCGCGGGCGGAAGAGGCCGGCGGGGCGGGUGCCGCUGAGGCGUCCUCCAAGCUGGUUCUGGUCGUUGGCGGAACCGGCGGCGUGGGGCAGUUGGUUGUAGCAUCAUUGCUGAGCAGGAACAUCAAGUCAAGGUUGCUCCUAAGAGAUCCAGAAAAGGCGUCGUCCCUGUUUGGCAAGCAGGAUGAGAGUGUACUACAGGUUUACAAAGCGGACACAAGAAACCCUAAUGAUUUGGAUCCACAGAUGUUUGAGGGAGUUACGCAUGUGAUAUGUUGUACUGGAACUACAGCAUUUCCGUCUAAGCGCUGGGAUGGAGAUAACACUCCAGAACGUGUAGAUUGGGAUGGCAUCAGAAAUCUUGUCAGUGCCUUGCCACAGACAGUCAAGAGACUGGUUCUUGUGUCAUCCAUUGGUGUUACAAAAUACAAUGAGAUACCAUGGAGCAUCAUGAAUCUCUUUGGUGUGCUUAAGUACAAGAAGAUGGGAGAAGACUUUGUCUGCAAUUCAGGGAUACCAUUCACGAUUAUUAGGGCUGGAAGAUUGACAGACGGGCCCUACACUUCGUAUGAUCUUAAUACACUUCUUAAAGCUACAGCUGGAGAGCGACGAGCAGUAGUCAUAGGCAAAGGUGACAAGCUUGUGGGGGAAGUUAGCAGACUUGUGGUAGCAGAAGCUUGUAUCCAAGCUUUAGAUAUUGAAUCCACUGAAGGACAAAUAUAUGAGAUUAACUCAGUUAAGGGUGAAGGGCCCGGAACUGACCCAGAGAAAUGGGAGGAGCUAUUCAGAUCUGCUCGGUCAGACUAGUGGCAUUCUGCAAAGCGUAGUAACGUAAUGUAGGAAUAUGCAUCGUAAUACAAUGUAAUCCAUAGAGUGCAGCCCUAAUUCAAUAGUCACUGAACAGUAGCGAUCAUGUAGAGAAUAUUUGGUUUGUGUACAUAGUAUGAGCAUUCAUAUAUGACGAUUAUACCUCCUAAAAGUGAUAGUUUUUGUUGGAAAGUAAAAUGUUCAGUGUUAUCCUUAUCCACUUUCAGACUUGAUUU